AUGUCGAACAGAAAUGGCGUACGUACUCCCGGUGUAGGACAAGGGAACGGCAGGCAGAAUGAGCGACGGGAGUCCAACCCUGGAUAUGUCGAAUUUCCUUACCCGGAUCUGCAACUGAACCCGAAUGCGGGCGGGCAGUAUGGAUGCCCACCGCCCGGUUUCUUCCAGAAUAGGGCUGAGACCGAUUCAAACCAACGCCGCCAGCCGAACCACCGCAAUGUCCCCAACGGCUAUGGGCCGGCAGCGCUCAACCAGAAUGCAAAUCAGAAUUAUGCAAGCAACAUGCAAAACCAAUGGCAGAACGGCAAUCAGGUAGCAGGCGGCUACUUCCCCUCUCCGUUCGGUUUGCCGUUUAGUAUGUUCCCCGGAAUGCCUCCUGCUCUCCAGAACCUGCCCUGGAACAUCCAAGCGCUCGGCCCGAUGCAUUAUGGGAAUGGAAGCAUUCCCUCAACGACAUUUACUCCAUCAAGCUGGAUGCAGGAACAAAUAGAGGCAGGCGGGACUUACAAACACGAUGGAGUCCACGACGGAAUAAAGUCAUUAAGAGAGGGCGCGAGAAAGGUCGGUCACGUCAUCACAGUUCCUCACCAUGAGGCAUGGAGCGAUCCCAACCCGGAGCGCUACAGGAUCAAUGGCAAGCUCGUCCCCAAACCCAACCUCGCCGACACCGACGCCGGCCCAGCAUUCGCUGGCGAACACAUCGGCACCGUCAUUCAAACCCAUACCGAGUGGGACAUCGUCCUCUUGCACCAUACAUACCACGAGAAGGGGCUGGAAUUCAAACAACACUGUCUGAACGAACACAUGAACGUCAAGCUGGCGGGCGACGCGACCUACGUCAAGCAGAAUCCGAACAUCCCCGACGACUUCACACUUGAGCUUGACCCGCGGUCUCUCAAAUUCAAGUUAUCGCCGAAAGCUACAAUCCGCCUCUCGGAGCCAGCCAAGGUGUGGCGCGACUGUCGGUCGAAGUUCAGGGCCUCGCACACGCCAGAUUCUAUUACGAAGCUGAUCUUGGGUUACCGCAUGUACAACGAAUGGGUCAUGACGCACCCCACCCUUCGCCCCUAUAUGGACCUCGGCCCUUGUACCCCAACCUCCGGCAAUGUCGCUAGCGUCACCCCAUCGUCAAAUUUGCGAGAGCAAUGGGAAAUGCACAUUCGCCAGCUUAUUGAGAAGACCAAGCAAGAGAUCGAAAACCUACGUCGGGACACGAUAAUCCUCUCAAACGCAGCCGGGGGGAUGAUGGUAGAGAAGGAGGAGCACUUGCGCGGACUGGAGCAGAUCCUAGGGAGCAUUGCUCUCUACAGCCUCGUAGCCGCGCCGCCUUUGCCUGGACGGGCGACUACCCGCGAAGCCAUUCCAGAAGGCAUCCAGGAAGCCAUUCCAGAACAUACCCAGGAUAUCAAGCAAGAAGCUCCCUCAGACGCAACACCGGCACAGUCAAAUACGCAUGACCAACCAGCAUCAUCAUCAGCUAACGGUCCGACCUCAGAUCAAGGUGGUAACGUUGAACAAACGGAAAAGCGUGGCGAGAAGCGGUCGAAUGACGAUGAUCCCAAUAGCGAGGAUGAAAGCGACGACCGCGCGCCGAAGCGACUCAAAGCCGGCCGCGAAGGCUGA
This is a messenger RNA of Trematosphaeria pertusa, 1623 nucleotides long. RefSeq lists its product as uncharacterized. The transcript has 3 exons. The record is from RefSeq and is a predicted model, not a curated record. The coding region runs from base 1 to 1623 and encodes 540 amino acids. Lineage: Eukaryota; Fungi; Ascomycota; Dothideomycetes; Pleosporales; Trematosphaeriaceae.